Molecule: messenger RNA, 741 nt
Organism: Aspergillus melleus
Lineage: Eukaryota; Fungi; Ascomycota; Eurotiomycetes; Eurotiales; Aspergillaceae
Product: putative extracellular soluble lytic transglycosylase
Exons: 2
Coding region: 1-741 (246 amino acids)
Source: RefSeq, a predicted model, not a curated record
AUGGCUUUCAAGACUCUCUCUCUCGCUGCUCUCCUCGCUGCCCAUGUGCACGCUCAGUCUGUCGACCCUGGCGUCGGCGCGAACCCUAAAGCCGAGGGUUCAACCAAGGAGGUUACAGCUGACGGCGGACCAAAUGGCUCCCAAGAAUGGCUCAACACCGGCAUCACCUCUGACGGCUGGACCCCACCCUUCCUCUCCCUCUCCGAUAUCUACACCAUCAGCCUCUCAGACUUCUACAACGGCAUCGGCGCCCCGUGCGCCCAAUACGACGGAUACUUCCAGUCCAGCGCCGCGAAAUACAACAUCGACCCGGUCAUCCUCGCUGUCCUCGCCAUGCAGGAAUCAUCCUGCAAUGCCGACGCCGGCGGUCCCACCCCUGGUCUCAUGCAGGUUGAUUGCGCGAAUUACCCCAACGGCGAAUGUACCGACGACGUGCAGGACAACGUCGACGCUGGGGCAAAUUACCUGACGAGCCAGAUUGAAGAGUCCGGCGGGAACGCGAUCCAGGCAUUUGGGAAGUAUAAUGGGUGGUUUGUGCAGGGGAGUGGGUUGAAUGGGGACCAGGGGUUGACGGAGGGAUAUCCGUGCUCCGACGAGGGGACGAGUAAUGGUGUCCCGCAGAAUCUGGAUUAUUUGCAUCAGGUGUUUAAUGGCUGGUUGCUGGGGUUGGAUGUUUAUGGGGACGAUAGUUGGGUGGGGACGUAUCAUUGUGAUCAGUCUUGUGGGAAUAAUGUUUGUUAG